GCUGCUACCAACUCCCAACAGAGGUCACAACCCUUUUGAAUGCUAUUGGUUCACCGAAUGCAGUUUUGCUUAAAGGGGAAAGCUUGAUUUGAAGCGUCCAUUCUUGGCACUUGGCACACCCUUUCUCGGCCAUGGAAAUCCAUUGCCACUGCAACUUUCAUCUUGAAUCCGUCGGACAUCUUCUUCUGGACUUGAUCUUCAUUUUCUGCUUGUUUACCUUCCCUUUUACAGUCCAAACAUCCACAGGAAAAACCACUUUCAAUUUCACCACAUUCAGCACCGAUAUGCCACAGAUAAAGUUUGAAGGAGACGCAUACGCAGCAAGCCAAAUCAUUGAACUGAACAAUAACUUGGAAGACAUCGUUCCUUCUAUUGGCAGCGUCGGUCGAGCAACUUAUUUCAAACCAAUGCACUUGUGGGACAAAGCCUCUGGGAAUCUUGCAGAAUUCACCACUCAUUUCUCCUUCGUUAUCAAAUCCAGAGGUGACAUUAUCCCCGCUGAUGGAUUGACUUUUUUCCUUGCUCCAAAUGGCUCUCGUCUCUUGCCUUCGUCCGGGUAUGGAAAACUUGGUAUUUACAGUGAUGACAAGUAUUUUCAGGCUAAUCAACCUAAAUUUGUUGCUGUGGAAUUUGACACCUGGUGGAAUAUCAAUAUCGACCCUGAAGGUGUUGAGGAACAUAUAGGUAUUGAUCUCAACUCUUUGACUUCUGUCAAAUACGUGAACUGGUCGCAGAAUAAUAUUGCUAAGGGGGGAAGAAAUGAUGUCUCAAUUCACUACAAUUCGAGCACAAAAAAUUUCAGUGUCACUGUGAGAAAUGGCUUUAAUCUGUAUGAGUUAUCACACAUGGUAGAUUUAAAAGAUUACUUACCAGAAUGGGUUACAUUUGGCUUUUCAGCAGCCACCGGAUAUGACUAUUUUGAAAGAAACCAAAUUUACAUGUGGGAUUUUGAUUCAACCCUACAACUUCCUCAAAAUUUAACCAACAGCACUGGUCCUCCGAGCUCUGCAAUUCCUAGAGAAAGAAAGAGUAGACGCCCGUUAUCAGGGGUUUUAUUGGGUAUUAUUGGCGCCUUGCUGGCCUUGGUUUUGGUUUUAGUUUUGUUUGGAUUUUGUUUUAAGAGAAGAAAACAGAGAUCAGGUGAAAGGCUUAGAAGCACAGGUGACGAUUUCGAGGAGGCUGGACCAAGGAGCUUUUCCUAUGAGGAAUUGGCUAUUGCUACCAAAAACUUUGCGAACGAACGCUUGCUGGGAAAGGGAGGGUUUGGAAUGGUUUACUUGGGCUCCUUGAGUAAUGGAAAUCCGGAUAUUGCUGUGAAGAGAAUGAGUUCUGAGGCUCGACAAGGAUUGAAAGAGUACGCUUCUGAAGUGAAAACAAUUAGCCGAUUGAGGCAUAGGAACUUGGUCCGACUCAUUGGCUGGUGUCGAGAACAUCAAGAACUCUUUAUUGCUUACGAGUAUAUGCCAAAUAAGAGCCUGGAUUUCCAUCUUUUCAAAAAUACAAGCUUGUUCACAUGGGAAAAGAGGUAUGGCAUAGCUUUAGGCUUGGCCUCGGCACUGCUUUACCUGCAAGAAGAAUGUGAGCAAUGCGUGCUGCACCGUGAUAUCAAGUCAAGCAACGUGUUGCUGGAUUCUAAUUUCAAUGCUAAGCUUGGUGAUUUCGGGCUGGCUAGGCUUGUCGAACACGGCCAAGGGUCAGACACCACGAAGUUGAUCGGAACAUAUGGGUAUAUAGCCCCAGAAUAUCUUGAAAGCAGCAAGGCAACCAAAGAAUCAGAUGUCUACAGCUUUGGCAUAGUUGCUUUAGAAAUAGCAACCGGAAAGCCUGCUUUUAAAGGAAAUGUUACGAAAUUGGUGGAUUGGGUAUGGGAGCAAUAUCGAAGUGGAAAUAUUUUCGCUGCAGCUGAUCCACAAUUAUGCCAAAACUAUGUUGAGGACGAGAUGGAACGAUUGAUUGUUGUUGGGCUUGCUUGUGCGCAUCCAAAUUAUUCUGAACGUCCAUCGAUUGGAAAAGCAAUUGAUAUACUCCAUUUUAAAACUCCAGAACCUGACAUUGCGUCCUAUGAAACCAACGUAAAUUCUUUCUCCGAAUUUUUAUCACUUGGUGCUAGUGGCUCUGAGGCCAGGCCAUGCCAAGCCAUGACAGCUCCUAAUUAAUUCUUCUGAUUACAGCCUCUGAUAAUUUUACUCCUACCACGUGCAACAUAUCGUGUUUCUCCUGUCUAUUUUGCUUUGUUUGUGACUUUUCAGUUCAUUUUUCUUGUAUCUAGUCUAUCUCAUAUACUAUGAGGUUAGACGUUUAAAUUAAUAUUUUUCAUAAAAUUAAAAUGAGACUGCAUUAUUUUUAAUUGAAUUAUAGUCAA
Molecule: messenger RNA, 2362 nt
Organism: Hevea brasiliensis (rubber tree)
Lineage: Eukaryota; Viridiplantae; Streptophyta; Magnoliopsida; Malpighiales; Euphorbiaceae
Product: L-type lectin-domain containing receptor kinase IX.1
Exons: 1
Coding region: 132-2156 (674 amino acids)
Biological process (GO): protein phosphorylation
Cellular component (GO): plasma membrane
Molecular function (GO): protein kinase activity; carbohydrate binding; ATP binding
Source: RefSeq, a predicted model, not a curated record